GGGGCCGCAGGCCGGAAGUCGGGCGGGACUUGGAGGGUCCGUUGCGGUUGAUUUGGGCGCUAGACCAUGGUAAUGGUCCCUCCUAUAAGCAUCGCCGGUACGACCCCCCUAGGUAGAGCCAGUAGAAUUUGCUGAAUGUGAUCUGAAGGAGCAGCUGAAGGAUGCUCAGGACUGAUGGCCAAGCUGAAAAUUGCAGUACUGAGGAGGAGAAGUCUUAUCCCAAGGAGCACAUUUCUGAAGAUUUGGAAUCACAGGCAGAAAUACCAACAAUCGUUUGUUGGUGAUGUUUCUCUGCCUCCUACGUUUUUGGAGGGUUCACUAGUGAACUAUUGGAAAGUAGCUGGAGUGUCUCUGAAGCUGGGAGCCUGCUCCAGCCCCUCUGCUGGCAGGAAGACCUCACACCAGUGACCAUGUUUCUGAAGAGCCCCUUAGGGGAGAAAGGUCUGGUUUGUAAUGGUUUUGACAAAAACUUCAGUUUGAGUCCAAGUCCAUUAGUGGGUCAGGAAGUCUCUACAGAAGAGAGGCCAAGUCCAUACUACACGUCAGAGAACUUUCAACACAAUAGAGACCUAACAGGCCAGGAGGGGCUUCCUACAACUGAAAGCCCAUUCGUAUGUGCUGAGUGUGGGGAAGCAUCCCGGGGAAACCUUGACCUUGCUCAGCAUCAGGGAGCCAACUCUGGAGAGAAGUCUUUGAUGUGUUCUGAAUGUGGAAAGUCCUUUAGCCAAAACUCUAUUCUUAAAAAACAGUGGCAACCCUGCCUACCUGUGCAAGCCUACCAGUGUGGCAAGGGUACAAAAGUCUUUCCGGGGCAUACAGACUUUGACGGGCAUCAGGUUCACCAGCACAGUGAGUAUUAUGUAUGUAACGAAUGUGGAAAAGCCUUCAGCCAGAACUCAAGCCUUAAAAAUCACCAAAAGUCUCACAUGAUCGAGAAGUCUUACGAAUGCGGUGAAUGUGGCAAGGCUUUUAGGCGGAGCUCAAACCUCAUCCAACAUCAAAGAACCCAUUCCGAAGAAAAACCGUAUGUAUGCAGCCGGUGUGGGAAAGCUUUCAGGAGGAGCUCAAACCUCAUCAAACACCACAGGGUUCACACACGUGACAAGCCUUCCAAGCGCAGUGAGUGUGGCAAAGCCUUUAGCCAGAGUGCACACCUCAGGAAGCAUCAGAGGGUUCACGAUGGAGAGAAACCCCAUGGGUGUAGUGAGUGUGGCAAGGCCUUCAGCCGCACCUCAAACCUCAUUAAGCAUCAGAGGGUUCACACCGGAGAGAAGCCGUAUCCGUGCAGUGACUGUGGCAAAGCCUUUAGCCAGAGUUCUAGCCUCGUUCAGCAUCGGAGAAUUCACACCGGUGAGAAGCCUCAUGUGUGCAGCGUGUGUGGGAAAGCCUUCAGUUACAGUUCCGUGCUCAGGAAGCACCGAAUCGUUCACACAGGAGAGAAGCCGUACAGGUGCAGUGUCUGCGGGAAGGCCUUCGGCCACAGCUCAGCCCUCAUCCAGCAUGAGGGUGUGCACACUGGAGACAAGCCCUACGAGUGCCACGAGUGUGGGAAGGCCUUCAGUCGGAGCUCCAACCUCAUCCUUCACCAUCGAGUCCACACUGGGGAAAAGCCGUAUGAAUGUGCCGAGUGUGGGAAAACCUUCAGCCAGAGCUCAACCCUUAUUCAGCACCAGAGGAUUCAUAACGGGUUGAAACCUCAUGAAUGUAACCAGUGUGGCAAAGCCUUCAGCCGAAGUUCAAAUCUCAUUCACCACCAGAAAGUGCACACUGGGGAGAGGCCCUACACGUGUGUUGAGUGUGGCAAGGGCUUCACCCAGAGCUCACACCUCAUUCAACACCAAAUAAUCCACACAGGUGAGAGGCCCUAUCAGUGCAGUGAGUGUGGCCGAGCCUUCAGCCAGCGAUCCGUCCUUAUCCAGCACCAAAGGACUCACGCUGGACUGAAGCCCUACGCCUGCGCUGCUUGUGGGAAGGCUUUCAGCCAGCACUCCAAGUUGGCUAAACACCAGUUGAUUCAUAAGGAGUAGCCCAGAGACUGGGAGGGGUGAAGCAGAGCCAUGGUCCCUCUGGUUCUCCUGGCCUUUGUUUCAGCCGUCCACUCCCCAGACGGGCAGCCAGCUUACUGAUGACUGGGUCGAGCUGCCACAGAACCCGGGGCCCGCCUUUGGAACGCCCUUCAGGUCGCUCCUGCUGUUGCUGCCACCUUGUGGCCUCUCAACUGCAUUGUGUUUUUUUUUGAUAGUUUGAAAACAGACUCUUGUUAGUUAGAAGGAAAAGAUGGCAAAGGCUUCGUGAUCAGAGUUUGUUACCGUAAUCAAUGGGUGUGAAAAUAGGUAAUGUGACCUUUUUGACUGGAAGUAACCUCAGAAAUUCCUUUGUUGUUUAGCACUCAGUCACGGGAGUGGGCGUAGAUUCAGUGUCUAUUGUUGAUAGUUUGUUUACAUAAGAACUAGUGAGGGGUUUUCAGAUCCCAUUGCCAUCUUCCCUGGGGUAAUACUGCAGUGCUGUCCCUCCCACCCGACAUCUUACACCAGAGCUCCCUGUAGUCCCGAGUUCAUUCAUAUCUUGAGUCCUUCUGUUCUGCAGAGCCUCUAGCACAGUCCUCCAGCUUCUGUGCAGGACCCCAGAAGCACUUUCUUCAUGGCUCAUCUCUUCCUCUUCAGGUUCCAGGCCAUCUUUUCACACAUGUACCCAUCACCAGUUUUGGAGUACUUCCUGUUCGUGUCAGGCAGCCCAAAUAUCCAGAAUUGAGCUCACACUGGUCUGUGGGAGGGUUUCUGGCACUUAGAUGAGAGCUAGCAUUCUUUAGGAACUUGUGAAGCUGCUUCCCAUCUGCCAAAAACAAGUCAUCUCCCUUCCCUCUGGCAGAAGGGACACAUGGCUCCACUGACAUAUACCUGUGUCUGCAUAUGAGAGACCGGUUCACCCUCCAGGCUCCCUCAGCCCCUUCUCAGCAAUUGUUACACACUACAAGGCUCCCAUGUGGCCUCCUGACCCUUCUCACCUCGACCCUAGCUCUCUUAUGCCCCCCAACUCCUGUUGGUCUCAUUCCCUCCCCGCCUCUGUGUUUUGUUCUCUCUCUUGUUGUCCCCGUCUCCACUGUUCUGUCCCUCUCUCACUUCCCUAGCCCUGGACACAUCCAGGCUGCUCUCUCUCUCUCUCUCUCUCUCUCUCUCUCUCUCUCUCUCUCUCAGCUCUGGACUUCUCCAGAUGCCUCUCGAUAGUUCGUUCCCUUUCUUAUGCACAGUAAAAUCCUCAUCCCUACUAAUGGAGCUACCAUGUUGGCAGUUUCUUUACUGUGCCCUUUCGUUUACAUCUGAUGCCAAAACUGCGCAAACUGUUCUAUAGGAAGAUUUCUGGAUGUUUAAACUGCUCCAAACCAAAACUUUCUAGGUACACACACAAACACACACACUCACACAAACACGCACGCACACAAGUAUUAGCUCACUAACGUCUUCAUUUUCCCAGAGCUGUGCCUCUAGGCUUUGAACAGGGAGAAAGUUCAGGAACAACAUAUCUGUCCCCAGAAAGGUCCCUAGAUACCUACUAAGUAGAUAUAAGAGUGUCACAUGACAUAAACUAACCUUUCAGUAAACAAGCCUUUGUUAGAACACAGCCAUGCCCACUUGCUUUCAAAUCUCUAACAGCUUUUGCCGGUCAUAACAGAUACCAUAUGCUCCACAGUGCUGGAGUAUUUACUUUGUGGCCCUUUUCAGGGACUUUCCUAGCUUGGCCAUAGGAUGCUGCCCUUUAGUGUAGGGUGCACUACCUGUUAGCAUAGCAGGCUCUCAGGGUCAAGUUUUGAAGAGAGGCUCAAAGUUCUUGCAAGAAUUGAACUAUUCUGUGACUAGAAGCCUCAUCAAUGUGUGGCAUGCUUGCCUGAGAAUGGUGGAUGGUUCCUGAGCCACUGCACACGGUAUUUCGCCCUUUCUACCCCUUCCCCAGCACAACACGUUCUCAGAGAAGUAAGACCUUGUUACAUACAUGGGCUCUUCCUCUAGUCAAACUUCUACCAUGACAGAGUGGACCUGGUACAUGCAUACUUCCUAGUUUGUAGAAGCCCAGCUUAGGCAUUUUUGUUCACAGAAUAUUAGAAUCUCAGAAUCUCAAGGAGAGCCAAACAUCAAAGAAAGGUCCAGAAACAGCUCGUGUAACUGUCUUUGCAGUUGGGAAUCCCACUAUCGGGCCAGAGGGCAGAUGUCAACUUCUCUGUUUAACCAAGCUUUGAUGUGGUGUCCAGUACAGCCGCGGUCACCAUUAUCAGUGGUUGCUGUCCACAGACAGGAAAGCGCAAGACGUGGGGCCUAUGACCGAAAGGCAGCAGAGAACUCGCAGGCUUUUCCAUGAAGUUUUGAGUUAUUCAACAUGUCCAC
Messenger RNA from Arvicanthis niloticus (Nile rat), 4376 nucleotides. RefSeq lists its product as uncharacterized. Gene Ontology annotation, biological process: regulation of DNA-templated transcription. NCBI's taxonomy places the organism in Eukaryota, Metazoa, Chordata, Mammalia, Rodentia, Muridae. Gene Ontology annotation, molecular function: DNA-binding transcription factor activity, RNA polymerase II-specific; RNA polymerase II cis-regulatory region sequence-specific DNA binding. The record is from RefSeq and is a predicted model, not a curated record.